Molecule: messenger RNA, 1173 nt
Organism: Myodes glareolus (Bank vole)
Lineage: Eukaryota; Metazoa; Chordata; Mammalia; Rodentia; Cricetidae
Source: RefSeq, a predicted model, not a curated record
AUGCACCAGGACCCGAAGGAAAGUUCCUCUGGGGAGGAGGUUCCCACAGAUCAUUACAUGAUCCUCAAUACCCUUGGUAUAGGCAGCUUUGCUGAAGUGAAACUUGCCUGUCACCUCCGUACAGAGGUGCAGGUUGCUCUGAAGAUUAUAGAAAAGGACAAAAAGAAAGCUGCCUUGAUUACAAAUGAGGUAGAUAUCAUGAAAUUAUUGAAUCAUCCUAAUAUAAUUAAGCUGUUCCAUGUCAUGGAAACUACUCAGCAUAUCUAUAUGGUUAUGGAACUGGCCUCUGGGGGUGACCUGGCCAGUCGUAUAGUGGAGGUAGGCUCCAUGCAGGAAGAGGAGGCCCAACACAUCUUCACACAGAUAGUAUGUGCAGUUAAGUACUGCCACGAGAAUAAUAUUGCACACAGGGACAUCAAACCAGAUAACAUACUGUUAGAUAGCAAAGGAAGCAUCAAGCUGUGUGACUUUGGUCUGGCUACCAAAGUAACUGUGGGGCAGAAAUUAAAGGUUUUCUGUGGUACCCUUCCAUACUGUGCUCCAGAGCUUUUCAAUGGCCAAGAAUAUGAUCCCAAGACACCUGAUAUCUGGAGCAUGGGAGUAGUACUAUAUAUCAUGGUGACAGGGUACCUCCCAUUCAAAGCAACAACAUAUAAAGACAUGAAGGUGGAGAUGAAAGAUCCACAUUACUACAUUCCAUCAAAGCUUCCAGAAUACAUUGUCAACCUCAUUGUGAAGAUAUUCACUAUUGACUCUGAGCAGAGACCCAAGAUACAUGACAUUAUGAAACAUCUGUGGCUCAAGGACAGUGAAGUACUUUUAAAACUAUCAUCUUCCUUGGAGAUACUCCCUAGAAAACCAAACCUCAAUAUUGUGUCAGCCAUGCAGGUCAUGGGCUACAGUCCCAAAGACAUUAGAGACUCUUUACAUGAAAAAAAAUUUAAUAACAUCAUGGCAACUUAUUUAAUAUUAAAACACCAGUCAUUCUUGAGAAGCAACAUACAUCAACAAAUUAAACCUAUGCAGUUUGAUGUUGCCAGUACACCUUCAUGUCUUCCCAUGGCUCGCUUCUCCCCAAAUGGCACAGGGAGUGAUCCUGCUCUGCCCUCUAACACCUCUCUAUCAAAACACAAGCUUCAUGACAAAGACAAAAUUGCACUGUUCAUCUCAUGA